This is a messenger RNA of Talaromyces atroroseus, 315 nucleotides long. RefSeq names its product Thioredoxin-1. The record is from RefSeq and is a predicted model, not a curated record. Gene Ontology annotation, molecular function: protein-disulfide reductase activity. The coding region runs from base 1 to 315 and encodes 104 amino acids. The transcript has 2 exons. NCBI's taxonomy places the organism in Eukaryota, Fungi, Ascomycota, Eurotiomycetes, Eurotiales, Trichocomaceae.
AUGGUUGUCAAGCUCGUCGCCAACAAAUCUGAAUUUCAAACCGCCAUCACCAGCAACAAGCUGGUCGUCGUCGACGCCUUUGCCGAAUGGUGCGGUCCCUGCAAGGCCAUCGCCCCCAAGGUUUCCGCCUGGAGCGACGAACACACCGAUGUCGACUUCGUCAAGUUCGAUGUGGACGAGACCCCCGACGUUGCCCAGGAACUCGGCAUCCGCGCCAUGCCUACUUUCCUCUUCUUCAAGAACGGCGAGAAGAUCGACGAGUUCGUCGGGGUGAACCCUCCUGCUUUGGAGGCUGCUAUUAAGCGCAACAAAUAA